GGAAGGCAGUCCCCUCCCGCCCCACCUGGAGAGGAGCUUAAAGCCCAGCCGGGUGGCCCCGCACGCGCACAGCUCCCCUGCACCAUGCCCAAGGCCAGCAGCGUGCUCCUCUUCGCGGGGCUCCUGGUUCUCGGGUCAGAGCUGCUGCCAGCAUCCGUCCUGAAUGUCACGAUAAAAGCCGGCGUGUGCCCAGAGCCAGCAGCAGAAGAAGCGAACUGCACGCUGGGGUGCCAGUCCGAUGGCGACUGCGAGAGCACCCUCAAGUGCUGCCCGGCGGCCUGUGGCAAGGCCUGCCAGGAGCCCAACGAGAAACCUGGCACCUGCCCAGCCGUGAAGCCAGGGAUCCCCAUGCUGGGGCUCUGCGUUAACCAGUGCAAGACGGACUCCAACUGCUCUGGGAUCAUGAAGUGCUGCAGGAAUGGCUGCGGGAAGAUCUCCUGCAUGACUCCACUGUACUGAGGUACAACCUCCUUCAUCCCAGCUCCAGGGAAGCUGCUGCCCAUAGAGACGCCGCACUGCCCGACCCCCGGUGUCCUCCUGCCCUGGCCCCGGCCUGGAUCCCAGCGUGGAGCCUUCAGCCUCAGCUCCCAUUCCAGGGCCCCGCUCGGGGUGUGCCGCAGCCCCCUGCACUCUCGCCAAUAAAGCAGCCACUCCCUGCCCUGUU
This is a messenger RNA of Coturnix japonica (Japanese quail), 664 nucleotides long. RefSeq names its product nawaprin-like. Gene Ontology annotation, cellular component: extracellular region. The record is from RefSeq and is a predicted model, not a curated record. Gene Ontology annotation, biological process: innate immune response; antibacterial humoral response. Gene Ontology annotation, molecular function: serine-type endopeptidase inhibitor activity. NCBI's taxonomy places the organism in Eukaryota, Metazoa, Chordata, Aves, Galliformes, Phasianidae.